GUUACUUGAUGGCUAUGUUGAUAAGUAUGAAAAGGUGGGUGUUUUCCUGAGAAUUCGAGGUUCUUGUUGUGUUUCAUUGCGUUCAAGCGUUGCGCAUCUCGUCUUCGCUACCCACGAAAGUGUUUGCGCAGGAUUUACAGACUGCGCAUCUUCAUACGCUGCGGACUGUUCUAUACGAGAAAGCGAGCAUGGAAAAACAGAAGAGAUCAGAGCAGCAAGAGAGGUCUCAGCAGCGACACCCGAGAUACUCUAUGAGCGAUAUACCUGAAGACCCAAACCAGCGCAGUGCAUCGUUCAUGCCAUCAUCCCGGAAGCGUGCAGACUCGCAUCAACCGCGGACAACUGCACACCAUACACCACGGUCAUCCGACCAGGAGCAACUGUCUCAACAAGCCGUCAUUUCAGCAUAUUUGAGGUCGUCGUAUUCUGACGACGACACGGGACGUCCGAGGAGAUUCUCAUCAGCUGAGCCCUACUAUUCGCCAUCACCAGCGCACCACAACCCGCCUCGCGAGAUCCGCAGAAUAAGCGGCAACUUCAACGCGCCAACGGCCAUGGAGCUAGAGCGACACAAAUCCUACAAACGAAGUUCGCGGGGGUUGGGGAAGCUCAAGAACGCCGUCAGGGGUCUAGUCAGGGCAUGAGGUUUGUUGGUUGGGACUCAGUACCUGCUUUUCGUCCUACCCACACAUCUCCUACUUAUGUCACGUUGUACGCAUUG
This is a messenger RNA of Alternaria rosae, 721 nucleotides long. RefSeq lists its product as uncharacterized. The coding region runs from base 189 to 644 and encodes 151 amino acids. The transcript is spliced from 2 exons. NCBI's taxonomy places the organism in Eukaryota, Fungi, Ascomycota, Dothideomycetes, Pleosporales, Pleosporaceae. The record is from RefSeq and is a predicted model, not a curated record.